Messenger RNA from Dibothriocephalus latus, 429 nucleotides. NCBI's taxonomy places the organism in Eukaryota, Metazoa, Platyhelminthes, Cestoda, Diphyllobothriidea, Diphyllobothriidae. The record is from the annotation of a GenBank genome assembly.
GCCUUUCGGUUGCACGCGGGCUCUGCGAUUCUUGUUUCCUCGCCACUCCUCUCGAUCCGCACGCCUUCCUCCUUCAUGCUGCUUACCCCUGUCCUCAGUCUGUGGCCUGGCUCGCAGCCAGCAGCUCUUUCCGUCACCUCCUUGCCUGGCUGUCCCUGUGGGUCUCAACCACCGGCUCGGGAGUCUACAUCGGCCUUCCAUCCUGUCUCCCCCUGCCACUCUGUCAGCCUGGUUUUGGUGUAAAUCUGAUCAAUUUUCUUUUGCCAGAGUCGCCUCUAUCCACAGAGAAACUGGAUCUGCUCAAGCUCGCUAUCAGAAAAUUGUGUAAACCAACCGAAGCCCACAAGGAGCAGCAGCAGACGGACAUACCAACCACCGAAUGCCCAUCUUCCUUCUGCUGGUACGACGAGCCAUCUUCAAUUCCUUCAG